AUGAUUUUGUAGAUAAUACUUUUAAUAGCUUUUGUUCAUCAAUUCAGAUCUGCAACUUGGAAUUCUUAUGAAGGAUAGGGUAUGCAGAGUAUUUUUAGAGGUGUAGGAUCUAGUAGCAUAAAGCUGACAAUACCAUCUUCAUAAUUUUAUGACGCAGCUGUAGUUGGCUAUUUUAAGUAUAACACAUUUGAUCCUAGUUUAUAUUACUCUAUGAUGAGAUACUAAUCAUCAGAAUUUACUUUUUUACAUGUCUAUGGAAGAGGAUCUGCGCCCUACUUUUUAGCACAAAAUGACAUGGAUUAGUAUAUGUAUGAUUUUUAGCAAGGAGCUACUAUGAAUGUAGGUUAAUGGGUAUAACUAGGAUUUGGGUAUAAACAUGCAAUCAAAAGUUACUACCCAUUCUAUUAAGGUUAUCCUCAAGGUGGUUUAGUUAUAGCUUAAUAUGUUUUACCUGACCCAUUAAGGUCUGAUAUAACUUAAAUUGAAUUAUGUAUAUUCUGUACUCCUUUAGAAUAUCAGUAUAAUGCAUUUAACGGUUAAUAUGCCUCAAUCAAAAUGAUUUUUGGAUUUACUACAGAUGGUACUAAAAUGUUAAUAAAUGAAAAUAAAAUGAGUGAUUCUUUGCUCAGAGAAGCAUUUUAUAUAACAAUUAAUGUUAUAAACUAUACCAAAACUUAAUAUUAACCUUUAACUACUGAUUUAGCUGUUAAUUGUGUAACUACAACAAGAACUUAUUUUGAUGGAAUUUGCAUAGAUCCUUCUCAAUGUGCUAAUGUUGUUGUUUAUUAGUCAACCUAAUAUGGAGUUUCUAAUUCAGUUUAUUAUAAUCAAUCCACAAAACAAUGUACUGUUUGCUAAGAUUAUUGCGCAUAAUGUGAUUAAAAUGGUAACUGUUAACAAUGCAAUACUGGAUAUGUUUUAAAUGCUUCAAAGUGUUUGUAGUGUUCAUCCAAUACUUACUACAAUCCAUUGAACUCUCUUUGCGUAGCAACUUGUCCUAAUGGAUAUAAUCCAGAUUAAAUUAAUUUAAUCUGUGUUUAAAAUUUUAAUCCUUUUUACCUUCUUCUUAAUCCCUUAUUAUCUCCUAUGAAUUUUAUAUAAAACAAUGGAUUCACUUUAAUUAGUUCUAGCUAAUAAGCUAUUACUGACUAAUUCACUUCUUGUUGGCUAGAAAAUCAAAGCUUUGGACCAUACACUAUUUUAGGAGGAUAAAAUAAUCUGAAGACAAAUUACUUUAGUAAGUAAAUUCUAGGCUUACCUAAAAACUUUUAGAAAAUAAUUUCUUUUUAAGGACUCAUUUAUAAUAAUGGGUAGCAAGGAGACUUCAAUUUAUUUGUGAAUAACAAUUAAAUAACACUUUCUUCAUUUUAAAAAAUAUUCACAAAUUAUUAACUCUGUACUGAUAAUUAGCCAGUAAAUUAUUACUUACUUACCUAUAUAAUUAACGAUUCAAGCACAGAUCUAAAUAUAAAAAUAACUUCUAACAUGGAUGGAUGGGGUAUAAGAAAUUUCGCAAUGAACAUUACUAAGUGCCAUUCUACUUGCUUAGAUUGCACCACUGAUGGAAAUCCUUGGUCAUGCACAAAUUGUUAAAAAUAAGCUUCUUCUAUUCUUGUUAAUAAUAAUUGUGCUUGCCAAAAAGGGUAAUAUGCAUAAUUCUAAAAUUGUUAUUCUUCUCCUUGUUAUGCAUGUGCAAAUUGCCCUCCUAAUUGUUAAUCGUGUGAAGAUCAAACAGGUAAGUGUACUUCUUGCGCAAGUGGAUUUUCAAUUUAAAAUGGCAUAUGUAUUUCUAGUAGCUCAUGCUCUUCUUAUUAUACUAAUGACCCUGGUUCAAGCUACUGCUUGAGGUCUAAAGACUUAUUUAUUUAGUUCUUCUGGUAGAAUAGGAUUUGGGCAGAUGUAUAUUAUUUCUGGUAAUACUCAUCUAGACCAGAAUAAUAGCACUAGUGCAUAAACCAAGUAUUUGCUCCCUACCUAAAUGGUUAACAAAGUGCAACGUUAAAUUUACAACUUAUAAAUUAUUAAUAAUACCAUUAUUAAGUUGAAAUUUAAUUGGUAGCCACAAAUUAUGAUAAUUUUAGUUUAACAGAUUAUGUGAGUUAUUUCAUUAACAGUAAUUUAGUGAAAAAGGCAAAUUAUCAUUCAACUUCAACAACUAAUCUUUGCAAUGAUCCUACUUAUGGUGAAACAUUAGUUAAUGAAGUUCUAGUAAUGCCAACUUAAUCAAAAACAUUUAAAUUUUAAAUAUUAGCAUAUUUAGUUAGCUCCAAUGCAUUCAUUUUCAAUAAUGUUUCUCUUCUCUACAAUCGAUGCCAUGCUAGCUGUUCUGCUUGUUCAAAUGGACUUUCUUGUACAUCAUGCAUAACAAACUCUUCUCUUAAUGCUAGCAAAGGAAAUUUUUGUUAUUGUAAUGAUGGGUAUUAUUUCACAUAUGACUGGACCACAAGCUCUGGUUUAUGUUUGCCGUGUAAUAACUUUUGCUAAACUUGUAGUGGACCUAGUAUUACUGAUUGUUUAACAUGUAAAGAGAGCUAUAAGCUAUCAAACAAUAUUUGUGUAAAUGUGUGCUAAACUAAUCAAUUCUGGGAUUUUUCUUAGCAUAAAUGCGUUAAUUGCUCAGAAUGUUGUUCAAGCUGUACAGGACCUUCUAGCAAUUAAUGUUCUUCUUGCUAAGCUGGUUUGUUGACUUAUAAUUCUCCUGUUUGUACAUUUAAUAGUGAUGGAUCUACUUGCAAUUCCUGCACAUCUAAUGUAUCAAAUUCUUUAUGUGGAGGAUCAUAAACAAACAAUUAAUUCUGUUUACAGAAUGGUUAUGUCAGCUAUAAUGCUAACACUUGUGUAUACUGCCCAACAGCUGAUGCAUAGGGAAAUUGUGGUGGCAGCUCUACAUAUAAUUCUUAGUGCAAUUACUAUGGAUUUUAUUACUCUUCAACAGCUGGAAAAUGUUUAUCUUGUUCUUAAGCUUAGGGACUUUAAUGUGGAGACUCUUCAAUAAGCAGCAUAUGCUAGUAAAAUAAAUGGAUUUAUCAGUCUCUUUCGACUUGUAUCAGCUGUGUUUUACAAUCCAGUCCUCUUUGCUGCAAUCCUAUAUGCAUGACAUGUAACGGUUCUGGUGCAAAUAAUUGCUUAAGUUGCUUUGGCUCUUAAAUACUUUUUGGUAGCACUUGUCUAGAUAAAUGCCCUAAUGGAUAUAGUCUCAAUUAAUCUAACAAUACAUGCUAAUUAUGUCCGAUAUUUGUAGGAGUUCCAUAGUGUAAUAAUUGUUCUUCAGAUUGUAAUACAUGUGCUGCAGCAACUUCAACUUAAUGCUAAACUUGCUAUAGUUCUAGAUAGCUCAAUUAAACAACUAAAAAAUGUGACUGCAAAGACUCAGAAGAUACUAGAAAUUUCUUUUAUGAGUGUAGUUUAAAUAACUAAGCUGUGUUAGAUAUAUAAUUAUUAAAUUCAGGUCCAAUUAUGACAAUAGACUUUGGUAAAAUUUUAAUGGAUUUACAAUAAUUCCCAUCAUAAACGAACUCAAAUGGUGUUUGCCAAACAAUUUUUAACUCAGUAGAAAUGCUAAAAAUAGGAUAAAAUGCCUUAUGCUAAAUAAAAUUUAACAUUAUUACUAUAACUUUAGAUAUGAGUGCAACUAUUAUGCAAGGAGAUAUAUUAAAUUUCUUACCAAAUGUCUUAUAAUUUAAAAUAAAUAGUAGUUCUGCUAUCAAUAUUUUCUUAAACAAUGUUGUAUAUUAACAAGCACCUUUGAAUGCAGGAAUUGUGUUUAAUUACAAUAAAAUUGAAAAUUCUUGUAAUGAUUUUAAAAUUACUUAAUUUAAAAUUUUAAAUGAUUCAGGCAGAGGUUUAAAAAGUAUAACGUGGUCUCUUUAAAAUCCAACAUCUAACCCAGAUGAUGUAAAGAUUUAAAAUAUACUCACUUAAGCAUCCUAAUCAAUCUAAAGCAGCAUAGUUAUUCCUAGAGGUAUAAUACUUUUGAAUAGUUAAAAAACUAUAAGUGUGUCUUUCUUAUUCAAAAAUUCAUACUCUGGAUCUCAAUAGUUUAUAUUUUAAGUAUAAUCUUAUAAAAAUAUUGUUUCUGAUUUAUCCUCAAAUAUGAACACUCCCUAUUAUAGGUUUUAAGAUUUUACUUUGUAAUUGAGCUAUUAAAUAUAAUAUUGUAAUCAGCAAGGAGUGCAAAUAAGUUCUAACGAUCCAGUUAAUAUAAAAAUUACAAGCCCAUAAACAUCUUAAAUUAACAUUUCAUAAUAAGGUUAAGUUUCUGGUUAGCUAUCUUAGUAAAUAUAAGCUUACACAUUUACAUCUAAUUAAAAUAAUUAAAUAAAUGCUGUAUUAACUUUGUCUACUGACUCUGCUGUAACAAAUACAUAACAAAUCCAAUUUUUUACAUAGCCUGCUGAUUUAAUUGUAAAAAUAAAUGGAGGUAACCAAAAAAUAGACUAUAAAAGUUUAUUGAAGUUAACUGGUACUAUUAGAGAUUUAGAUGUUUAAGACCCUAAUGCUGAUUAAGGAAUAACAUAAGUUUGGAGCUGCUCAGAUCCCUCCAAUGUUAAUUCUCCUUGUGUUGACCAAAAAAAUAAUCCGUUUGUCAUAAAUUAAAAUAACCCUUAAAUACCUUCAGAUACAUUUAGCCCUUAUACUGUAAUCAAGAUAUAUUUGUAAGGUAAAAAAGAUAGUAGGUAAUCAUCAGAUUCAAUUAUAGUUUUAUUUAUUGAAUUUGAUUUACCUGCACUAAACGUUACAUUAAGCUUACUUGAUCCAUUUGGUAAGUCAGUUAAUCUAAAUGAAGAAAUAUUUGCUGUUCUUAACUAUAAUACGACUGUUAAUCCUGACAUAUUAUCAUUUUCAAGUACAAUUGUUUAUGGAGAUGGAGUAGUUGGAGCUAUUAAAUUUGAUUAUACUUAAUUAAGGUACAGACUAUGGGAUUAUUAUUCAGGAUUUACAAGCUCUAAUCCUACUGUUGCUAUCAGAUUUUCAGUUUUCAACCCUUACUUUUUUAUGCCAAGUAUUUCAAUCAUCAACUUAAAAAUAAAUUUCCCUCCAACUUAAUGCUUAUUUGCUGUUUCUCCUUUACCAAAUUAAUCAAAUCCUGCUUACAGUUUAUCAACACUAUUCACUCUUUCUGUAUCUGGAUGUGUAGAUACUAAUCUUCCUCUUACUUACUAGUUCUUUAUGUAUAGAUCAUAGCAAGACUUAUAAAAUGAAAUAAAUUAUCCACAAUAAAUCAAUAGAAGAUAAUUAAAUGAUCAAUCACCAGAUUCUUAGAUCUCAACAAUUCUUCCUGCAGGAAAUAUAUUAUUAAUGGCAGUAGUUGCUGAUUCUUUACAAGCAGUCUAUAAUUCAACAAUUAGUUUAACUGUGUAGAGCUCAAACUUAAACGAAAGCUAAUAUAUAAGUCUAAUAGAUAAAGAUUUAAACACAAGUGGAUAAACUAGCUAGCAAAUAGUUUCUUAACUUUCUCUAAUAGCAGAAGAUCUCAGCUAAAGAGCAGAUUUCUAGACAAGUGUUUAGAUAAAUUAAAGAAAAAUUUUAAUCAUAAAUGCUCUUAACUAAGCAACUGCAUCACUUCCAACUUUAUCUACAUUUUCUACACUUUCAAACAAAGCAGUAUCAAGCUUAUUUUCUUCAAUAAAACUCACUUAGCAAGAGUAAGCUAAUUAAUUAAGUAAUAUACAGUCUUUUGUAUCACAAGAUUGGACUUAGACACCCUACUAAAGUCUUACAGAUGCUUAAAAGCAAAUAAAAACUUAAUAAAUUUACGACUACUUUAAAAUUAUAGAUAAUAUGGCUACAAGUUCUCCAAGCUAAGAUACUAGUAUUACAAGUUUACAAUUAGACAUAUCUACUAAAUUAGGACAGAAAAUGAACUAUAACUCAUUACCAAAUGAAGAUGCUAAAGUAUUCACUGGAAGUUAAAUAUCAAUAUAAAGUUAGUAAGUAACAGAAAAGAAUUUGUGCUACUAUCUUUUUUGUAGCAAUUAUAUGCCAUCUAAUACGCAAAAAUAGUAAAUCAUUUACAACAUAGCCUAUAAGACAUAUAAUUAAAAUCCUUACACUAAUGACCCAAGCUAUUAAAAUUUUACAAAUUUAUUAUAGCAAAAUAUUGGUAAUCAAACAAUAGCCUAAUAUCCAGUUAUAAAUCCAGAAAUAAAUCCAUCCUCCUCUCCUUCACAAAAUUCUCCUCUUAAUAUGUUUAGUAACUCAUUUACUUUUGCAGCAGGUGUAGUCAAAGAAGGUCUAUCUUGCUUGACGAAAUCUAAUGGAAUUUGGAGCUAAAAUGGAUGUAAGUUAGUGUAUAAUAGUAAAUCUAACCAAUAAACUUGCCUUUGUGAUAAAACAGGUCCUACAACUAUAGUUAAUGAUUUAUAGGAAUUGAUAAAUAAUAAAAAUUUAAAGACAGCUUUUGGUGAGUAAGGAUUAAAAAAUAUUUCUUAGUUUAGUAAUUUUUACAUGUAUGUAGCAUUUUGGUUGCUAUUGCUAAAAACAGCUGCAUUUAUUUACCUUUACAUUAAAGGAAAAUAGCUUGAUUUAGAUUUUGUUAGUUCUUAAUUGAAUGGUAGAAUCACUAACUAAGUCAAUAAUAAAUAGAUUUUACCUAUACAGGUCAGUGAAAUUAAAGAUACCAAUUAAAAUAAUAUAAAUACAGUUUAAUAGUAAACCCUUCUUGAAGACUCUCCUCUAUAGAAAGAAAACAACGAUAAAUAAUUAAGUGCUAGAAACAUCGGAUAGUCUUCAUUUUAAAAUUUAAACACCUAAAUUUAAAUACCUUAAAAACCGUUAAAGAAUAAUUUUAUUUAAGAUGAAAUAAACGAAGAAGAUGAUCAAGAAAAAAAAAGUAAAUAAUCGAGAAAACAGUUUUCUUUGAAAGAUAAAUAAAUAUAAAUUAAUAAUGAAAAAUAGUAACAAAAAUCUGUGUUUAUAAAUGAAGAAGAUAAUGAUUUUAAAAAUAUUUAAAGUGAAAAAAUGGAGAAAUAGCCCUCCAUUGAUGAUUUUAAUUUACUUUAAACAAAAUAAAGUGGUGAAAAUUUUGUAAAAAAUCAAAAGAGUAACAGUUCAAAUCAAGCAGAUAGUAAUCAAUAAAAUUAAGCAGAAAUAGUUAUUCCUGAAAAUUAAAUAGAAACAUUGACUCCAGAAAACCAAACUUAAAUUAAUAUUCCAGAAAGAGAUCCAAAGCAGGGAGGAAAUCCAAGCAAAGAUAAAAAGAAAAUAGACCUAUCUAAUGAAUAAUAUAGUGCCAAAACAAAAAAGUUUAUAGAAUUAAGUUAUUAUAAAUAACUUUUUUUCUUUCAUAAUUUCUUAAGCAUAUUCUUUAUUUAUGAUGAAAAAAUGCCAAGAAAGUUAAGAUUUUCUUGCUUCUAUGUAAGAAUCAUCCAUUCAUUUGCUAUUUCUGUCAUUUUUAAUUAAUCCUAUGAUGUAGUUUAAUUAAUAGCUUUAUCAAUAGCAAAUGCUUUAUUAAUUAGUAUCUGUUUAGCCCUCUUAGAAAUUGUUGCUAAAUACUUAGGAAAAUAUGCUUUAGCAGUAACUCUUUUAUGCCUACUUGGACUAUAUUAUUAUGUGAUACUUUCAAUAGUAAGUGGAGAGAGUGUAGACUCAUCAAAUUUAUCUAUUGGAUCUUACUUUAUUUUUACUUGUUUUGAUUUAAUAGUUAUUUCCUUUUUAUUAGCAUAUAUUCAAAGAUACUUAGCUCUUAAAAUGAUUAAAAAGGAAAAAUUAGAAAAUUUUACAAUAAAAUUAUUUGAAUUGUUACAUUUGCAGAUUAUACUUACUAGUAUAAUAUGA
Molecule: messenger RNA, 7776 nt
Organism: Tetrahymena thermophila SB210
Lineage: Eukaryota; Ciliophora; Oligohymenophorea; Hymenostomatida; Tetrahymenidae
Product: furin-like repeat protein
Exons: 5
Source: RefSeq, a predicted model, not a curated record